GCUUGUGGAAAGUACUUAUCGGCGCAUCAUUUCUCUCUACUUUCUCGCCGAGAGAAACUACUUUCCAGUUUCCACAACAAGUAGAACGGCAGAGAGAUACUGCGAGUAGAGCUCACAAAAAUGGUAGAGCAAACACAGGAUCCACAGCGCCUCAAGAAAGCUGCGGCGGCAGCAUACGACUACGAGAACGAUCCAAGAUGGGCCGAUUACUGGUCCAACAUUCUCAUCCCUCCCCACAUGGCUUCUCGCCCCGACGUUGUUGACCACUACAAGCGCAAGUUCUUCCAGCGCUACAUCGAUCCCGAACUUGUGGUAGAGGCAAUGUCUUCUAGUAGUUCGACCCAGUCGUCUAGACCUUCAGCAACAUCUUCUGCGCCGCCCCCUACUACAAAUGAUCGGAGUCGACCACGUAGCUCGGGUACAUCUGCAGGCGCAGAUUCUAAUCCAACUCCGUUACGCUGGGAUCGACAAACAAUUCAGUUCUCUGUCAAUGCAUGGGUGUUUAUUGUGGCAGUGCUGGCAAUUUUUCCCCUAAUACCCAAGAAUCUGUCGCAGAGGGCAUAUAGGCUUUCUUUUAUGGGCACAACUUGUUCCUCUUUAUAUUCUUUGUACUCGGUGUAUGGGAAGCCCAGAGCAUGGAAUUUGCAAGCGUUGAAAGUUUAUUUCCAGUCCAUAUUUGCUACAAAAGAUUUCAUUCACUUCACUUACUGUAUCACCUUUGUGACUUCAAAUAUUUGUCUUAAAUUUGCUUUAAUUCCUAUCCUGUGCCGGGCUCUUGAACAUGUUGCAAAGUUCCUUAGGCGUAAUUUUACGCGUUCAUCCUUAUACAGGAAAUAUUUGGAAGAUCCUUGUGUAUGGGUGGAGUCAAAUUCAACUACUCUCAGCAUUCUAUCAUCGCAGGCUGAGAUUGGACUUGGCUUCAUUCUAAUCAUCUCUUUGCUCUCGUGGCAACGCAACUUCUUACAUACAUUCAUGUACUGGCAGCUGCUAAAGCUCAUGUAUCACGCUCCUGUCACUUCUGGGUAUCAUCGAAGUGCGUGGUCCAAUAUCGGGAGGGUCGUUACCCCGCUCAUCGACCGUUAUGCCCGGUUCCUCAACACUCCUCUUUCAAUGGCACAAAGAUGGUGGUUCAGGUAGAAGCUCAUAGAGGAAGAAGAAGAUGCAAGUAUGAUGUAUCAAAAUUUUUAGACUAAUCCCAGUAGUAACUUCCUGCCACUUUUUCAAGCUAAAAAUUGGUGUCACCAUCUCACUUAGGUCUGUGGAUCAAGUUUGGUUACCAAAUGCAACUUUUCUUUUAAUAUUGAUUGUUGAUAUAUUAUACAUCUUAGGAGAUUAUGUUUGAAAUGUGGGUUAAAUUUUUCUAUCUUGCAUGAAGGUUUCUGUUCAUGGUGAUGGAAGCCAGGUUCUAAUUUUUUUCUUCCA
Messenger RNA from Momordica charantia (bitter melon), 1422 nucleotides. RefSeq lists its product as uncharacterized. Lineage: Eukaryota; Viridiplantae; Streptophyta; Magnoliopsida; Cucurbitales; Cucurbitaceae. Gene Ontology annotation, biological process: endoplasmic reticulum tubular network organization; membrane organization. The record is from RefSeq and is a predicted model, not a curated record. Gene Ontology annotation, cellular component: membrane; endoplasmic reticulum.